AUGCAUGCCACAUGUUUCGCGACAACCUUCUACCUGACCAUCUACACAGCCUACUUCAAUGUCACUUGGAUGCGCACCCUUCGCUCUGUGUUACCUUACAGUGGAUACCUGGGCACCGAGUCAGCCAUCUCUAACAUUCCCAUUAACAUCAAGCCGCGGUCAUGGACGGACUGGCUCACUCCACCACCCCAUGCAACUAACAUUCCCCUGCCGAUGCUUAUCCAGCACGUCAGAGACGUGUUGGCUGGCUCCGAUGCCACUCAUCAUGCCGGCGUUCCCAUACUGCCCCUCACGCUUGUGCCACUGCAUCCGCCUCCUUCGUCAUUUUCCACAGCUGGCUCCGCUGCCACUCAUCAUGCCGGCGUUCCCAUACUGCCCCUCGCACUCGUGCCACUGCUCGUGCCUCCUUCGUCAUCUCCCACAGCUGGCUGUGAUUCCACUCAUGAUACCAGCGUUCCCAUACUGCCCCUCACGCUUGUGCCACUGCUCGCGCCUCCUUCGUCUUCCUCAGCUGGCUAUGAUGCCACUCAUCAUGCCGGCGUUCCCACACUGCCCCUCGCACUCGUGCCACUGCUCGUGCCUCCUUCGUCAUCUCCCACAGCUGGCUGUGAUUCCACUCAUGAUACCAGCGUUCCCAUACUGCCCCUCACGCUUGUGCCACUGCUCGCGCCUCCUUCGUCUUCCUCAGCUGGCUCUGAUGCCACUCAUCAUGCCUGCGUUCCCAUACUGCCCAGACUUCGCAGCAGCAGCCCAGCUCCAUUUUUUUCUGUUAAUGUCAGAAUAUCGGCUAUCCCCGUGCGCUCUCUGAUCCAUGCCGCUCUCUUCCUGUCUCUAAAUGUUACGCCUUGGAGUUACUCCUAG
Dermacentor albipictus is the source of this 861-nucleotide messenger RNA. The record is from RefSeq and is a predicted model, not a curated record. NCBI's taxonomy places the organism in Eukaryota, Metazoa, Arthropoda, Arachnida, Ixodida, Ixodidae.